AUGCCGACUAUGAAGGGCAUUGCACAAGUCGUAUAUCAUGGUUUUGGGCGCGGGAUGGCAGAGGCUCUCACCGACAGCGCCCUCGCAAAUGCAGAAUUGCUGUUGAGCGUUGAAUACAAUAGCUGUGAUCUUCCCACAAAGCUGACUCAGGGCGAUGGUUCUUAUGGUGGCGGCACUGCAGGUCUCACCCUCGCUUCUCGCUUGUCGGAAGAUGCAGAUUCGUCUGUACUCGUGCUAGAAGCGGGAAAUGCGCAUCUAGACUCGGAGAAUCAUCCUCUGAUAACUCGCCCGGGGCAAUUUGGAAUGCAAAUCGGUAAUCCGGAGUAUGAUUGGGGAUUCAAAACUGUACCCCAGAAAUUUUCAGAUAACAAUGAGUAUCUAUGGAGUCGCGGUAAGGGAUUGGGCGGAACUUCAGCAAUGAACUUCUCUGUGUGGACUUUUCCUCCAAAAGAGGAUAUUGACAACUGGGAGAAACUUGGAAACCCAGGCUGGAAUUGGGCUAAUUUUGAGAAGCACACAACACGGGCAAUAACGUAUACACCUCUUGAAUCCACCACUACCGCAUUGUCUGUCGAGGCUUUCAAUGUCUGGGACGCUAACAAACCUCAUGGUGAAGGUCCUCUACAAGUCGCUCACCCUCGUGGUGUACUCGACGUGGAUAUCAAAAUGCAUCAGACUUUGUUGAACAUGGGUUUCAUCCAAUCUCGAGCUCCUUAUCAUGGCGAUAGUCAUGGAUGUUAUUUCGCUUUGAACAACGUACAUCCGACUUUGCAUUCUCGCACGUAUGCUGCUACUGCAUCACAGGAUAAUGCGUUCCAAAGACAGAAUUUAUCCGUUUUAGUCGGCGCCGAGGUUACGGUCAUCCUUUCCUCUGACUCCAAAGAUGAUGAUUUCGAGGCUUCCGGUGUCGAAUUUCUUCACAAAGCAACAAACAGAAAAUUUUGUGCUCUGUCACGAAAGGAAGUCAUUCUGUCUGCUGGAUCGCUCAAGUCCCCGCAAAUCCUUGAACUAUCAGGUAUCGGGAAACAAGAGAUUUUGUCCAGACUUGGCAUCGAUGUCAAAGUUCCUCUAGAAGGUGUGGGUGAAAACUUGCAAGAGCAUCUGUUUAUUGGUUGUACAUUCGAGCUCAAGGAAGAUUACACCGGAGAAACAUAUGAUCUUCUGCGAGAUAGCGUUCAACAGUCAGAACAUGUUGAUCUUUACUCAAAGGGUCAAGGUAUAUACAUGACCGGAAUCGUCAAUAUGGCCAGUUUUCCUCUGAAGAAAAUCGCUUCAGAUGCAGAAGCAUUAUAUGACGCGGAAAAAAUAAGAAUACACCAGGAUAUCAAAGAAGGCAGGUAUCCACCAGGAUUGGCGGAACAGUAUGAACUCCAGUUGCAAUACCAUCAACAUGAUGCCCUGGAUUGUGAAUUCGUCAGUUUAUCCGGUUCCCUCUCUGGUCCAAAUCCACCACGACCGGAGAAGAAGUAUUAUACGAUCAUCGGUUUCCUGAAUCACAAUUUCUCUCGCGGAACAAUUCAUAGCUCAUCAAGCAACCCCUACGAUCCCCCGCUGAUAGAUCCGCAUUAUUUUGAACACGAUAUAGAUCUCCAAGCGUUUAUUAACGAAGUCAAAUAUAUUCGCAAAAUUGUGAAGACAGCGCCUUUGAAAGAUGUUCUUUCAGAUGUAGAGCUAAAUCCCGGUGCAGAUAUUCAGACAGACGAGCAGAUUGCAAGCUGGUUAAAGCAGAAUUUGAGCACUGGUUGGCAUACAGUCGGUACGCUUUCAAUGCUUCCAAAGGAUCGAAAUGGUGCUGUAGACUCAAAGCUGAAAGUCUACGGAACCAAGAACAUACGCGUCGUGGAUUUGUCGGUUGUCCCUUUGCAAAUUGCCGCUCAUACCCAAGCCACUGCUUAUAUCAUAGCUGAACAAGUUGGCGUCGAUCUCUGGGUUACUAGCAUCAAGAGCAGCAACAGUGAUGUUGAACAUAUCGGCAAUGUCGAUGCAAACAUCACCAUCUUUGACGACGUAGGUUACCCCACUUGGGCAGCUUGCAGCCCCUGGAAUGCACAGAACCUGGCACAAAAGCGCACCAAGGGUCUCAGUGAUACUGAACACCUUGAACACGAGUCAACGCACCUCUCCGAUGGCAAGGUUCGUGCACCCCGAGUUGAUCGAAGGAUUGGCGGCCUCCAAAUCGCUGAUGGUGAUAUUGAACUGAGCAGCGAUGGUUUGGCAGAUGUCUCCUUGCUGGACGGUGUAGUUACUAGCGCAGGUGGAAUUUUGAGCGAAAACAUCGAGGCUCGUGUCUACAAGAUGUGA
This is a messenger RNA of Lentinula edodes (shiitake mushroom), 2301 nucleotides long. Its product is annotated as GMC oxidoreductase-domain-containing protein. Gene Ontology annotation, molecular function: oxidoreductase activity, acting on CH-OH group of donors; flavin adenine dinucleotide binding. Bases 1 to 2301 code for a protein of 766 amino acids. NCBI's taxonomy places the organism in Eukaryota, Fungi, Basidiomycota, Agaricomycetes, Agaricales, Omphalotaceae. The transcript is spliced from 24 exons. The record is from RefSeq and is a predicted model, not a curated record.